CGAUUUCAGCAUCCCCUCCCUCCUUCCUUCCCAUGCUCGUCUUGAAACCCUCGCCUUCGCUCACCUUGUAAUGGUGCUCACAGCGUUUCAGGACCUUCUCCCUCUCCGCCAUUCCAUUCUCCCCAUCCGCCGUUAUAAAAUCUCUAGCGAGUUCUAGCUCGCACGGUUCCUCCGGGGGGCAAAUUCGAGCUCCCGCUAGAAGAACGCGCCCUUUUAGAGAGCAGCAAAGACGCGUUCUCCGACGGGGCUCGUGCUUUUGCUGUCCUCAGACAACAGUUUUGAAAUCUUUGAAACGUUUUCCCGGUCUUAGGAAUCCCCAGCGCCAGAAUCGCGCGCGCUUUCGCCCCCGCCCGAAAUCCCAACCGUUUGUAGUGAGAAUCCGCUUGUCAAAUCGAAGCAACCAUGAUUGGCGCCACGUGCAGCAGCGACGCGAUGAUCUCCGACGGUCUCAUUCCCCCGCUCACCAUCUCGAGCCUUUCCCCCGACUCGAGCGGCGGUGGGCAGAGGGAGCUAAUGGCGCUCAUGACCGUGCCGUCAGCGUCCGCUGUCACUACUACAAUCCUCAACGCUACAACCGUUGCCGCAACCGUCCGUGCUACAGAUGCGCCGGAACUCACCGUAGCACCGCUCGAUACUAACAAACUCCGGAAGAUUGAUGCCGCAGGCACCGCGUUCGGGAUUAGCAGCGGGAUUUGCGCCGCGUUAAGUGAACCAGCUGCGUCGCGUCAGUGGAGGGAGACGGAGGAGCCAUUGCUGGCGGUCAACUCGAGCGUGCUGCUUCGGAUUCUGUCUGACGUCAGCCUUUCCGCCGAGGAUGUCGCGCGCCUAGAGACCGUGUGCACUUUCUUCCGCCGCCCUGCGCAUCUUACCCCGCACCCGCGCCUGUCAAUAGCGGAGGUGGCGGCGCACGACAGGUGCCUGCGCGUCCUGCGCUUCUCCAUGCUCCCCCGCGCGCAGCAGCGCCUGCUGUGGGCGCGCUGCGGGCGGUCGUGGAAGCUUCUGCUGCGCUUCCUCAUCACCAGCGACGCGUGCAUCAGGCACGGUCAGCCGCAGCUGGCAGCGGGAUGUGCGCACAGCGUGGUGGUGGGGCGCAGGGGAGAGGUGUGGACGUUCGGCCAUGGGUCUGCAGGGCAGCUGGGGAGACACGUGGCUGCUGCUGGCACUGCUGCUGCUGGCACUGCUGCUGGUGGCACUGCUGCUGCUGCUGCAGCUGCUGCUGCUGCUGCUGCUGCCGGUCUUACAAACGAUGUGACUACCGCUAUAACAGCCACUGCGACAGGCGCUGUGGCUCUGACUAUAAGGAGCGGGCUUGAAGGGAGGUCUGUGGUGAGCGGCGAUGCGUCAGCGGAACCUUCCUGGAAGCCUCAGAUUGUGAGGUCGCUGCUAGGGGUGCGGGUGGUGCAGGCAGCGGCUGGCAGGGCGCGCACCAUGCUAGUCACGGACACAGGCUUGGUGUACCGCUUCGGGAGGGACUGCUUCGGCGACCAGGAGUACUCCAUCACUUCCCCCGAGCCUGUCACCGAGCCUCGGCUCGUGGAGUCGCUCCAGCACAUCCCUGUCGUACAGGUCGCCCUUGGCAAUUUCUUCACAGCUGUGCUCUCAGCUGACGGCCGGGUCUUCACUCUCUCGUGGGGCGGCAGGAGGGAUGGCAGGAGCUCUGCACUCGCUGCCGCCGCUGCUACUGCCGCUGCUGCUUCUGCUGCUGCUGCUUCCAGUGUUACUGAUGGCGAUGGUGCCCCUGCGCGUACCCUAACCAGCGCCACUGCAGGGACCCGUGAGUUCCGAGGCGAGAGGCUCGGGCACGCCACCGACCCUACGGACGACGUGCCUCGGCAGCUCGCCGGGCCUGGGAUGAGCUCCGUGCUGGGGCUUGGGUCAAGGAAUGGGAGGCGUGGACGUGUCAAGGAAGGGAAACGAGGGCGCACUGUCGGUGCUGCCUUCACAGAGUGCAGCGAUACAAGGGAUCGAGGUGGGGGUGUUCCAGCGGGCAGCGUUGUAGACUCCCCAGGAGCUGAUCAGUCUGCUUGUGGUGGUGGCUGUAGCAGCUGGAGGGAUGGUGAAGUGCGUGUGGGGGAUUGGGAGGGGGAGGAGGGGAAGGGGGGAAGGGAGAGGGAGGAAGAGGAAGAGGAAGAGCAGGGUGGGGUAGUGACUUUGCCAGUGGUGCAGAUCGCAGGGGGGCACUGCUACCUGCUGGGGCUCACCUGUGCUAGCGAGCGCCAUGGCAGGUCUGUCUGGUCGAUCGGCUGUGGCUUGGGCGGCAAGCUGGGCCACGGCACAAAGACCGAUGAGCGCCGCCCGAAAGAGAUUACCCACUUCAAAACCCUAGGCUUCGCUCCUACAGCCGUUGCUGCGGGUGCUUGGCACGCCGCUGCCGUUGCUGCUGACGGUAGAGUCGCCACGUGGGGGUGGGGGCGGCACGGGUGCCUGGGGCACGGGGGGGAGCAGUGUGAGACCCUUCCUAGGGUGGUGGAGAGCCUGUGUAAGAGUGGGGAGGAGGAGGGUGAGAGGGGUCAGGAGGCGGGGGGAAGAGGGGAAGGAGUUGGGAACGGUGAUGGUGGGGGAUUGAGUGGUGGAAGGAAGGGAAGUGGUGGUGGUGAGGGUGGUGGUCGUGGCAAGCUGUGUGCAGCAGUUAAGGCGUGCCACGUGUCAGCAGGGGAUUACACGACGUUUGUGGUGGGGGAGGGAGGGGAGGUGUGGUCCUUUGGGAGUGCGGAGAGUGCGUGUUUGGGGCAUGGGGGCGGGUGGGAGAGGGAGGAGGAGGAAGAGGAGGAGAUGGAGUAUGCUGACCUGCAUGAUAUAGUGUUGCGGCAGCACCGGCGGCGCAGUCGAGAUGUCAUGCACCCGAGGCGAGCCUCCCUGCUGGAAGAAAGAGCUGCCAGCCCUCCAGCCCCUGCUGCUGCUGCUUCUCCUUCUGCUCCUGCUGCUGCUCUCGCUUCGACUACCCACCCUCUUCCUGCAACUGCUGCUGCCCACCCUCCUUCGGCCAUUGUCUCUGCCUCCACCCCGCUAGGCCGGGAGCCAGCGAGUGUGCCGGGUGCAGCAGGUGCCUGGGGUGGCUUGAGAGGGUUAUUCAGCUGGGAGGAUGUACUAGAUGUUGCCGAUGGGAGCGGAGAAAACGCCACAGGGAAUGUUGCCUCUGCUACUACUGCCUUUAAUAACAUGACUACUACUGUAGCGCCUGCCACAGCCAUUGCUGCUGCCGGUGUGGCAACUGUUGGCGCUACAACCGCUGCUGGUGCUACUGCUAGUACUGCUGCUGAUGACGUCAAUCCUGUAACGUUGUUCCGCCCUGUAGUUACCAGUGACCCUGGCAACAGCGGCUAUAGCAGCAGCAGCAGCAGCAGCAGUGGGAAUGCGCUGGCUGGGAACUUGAGUGGUUGGAGCAGCAGCAGCACAGGAAGCAGCACCAGCAGCCACAGCAGAGACCUCAAGAAUAACCUUGGUGGGAGCAGCAGCAAUGGUGCUGGUAGCGGACUAGGCAGCGGUAGUGACAGCAUGGGAGGCAGGGUGGUGCAGAUAAGUACGUCGAAUGCCGGCCACUGGGACGCACACAUGCUGGCAUUGACCAGCGAUGGCAGGGUGCUGGCAUGUGGGGCUGGGAGUAAGGGGCAGCUGGGUUCCCCCCCCACUGUAGGCGAUACACCGACCCCUCAAUUUGUGAAGGGGUUGAUUCUCUGAGUAGCUUGGGCUGGACUGGCGUUGACCUGCAUUGCCCAGCAUUGACCAGCAUUGACAGGCGUUGACAGGCAUUGACCGGCACUGAGCAGCAAUGGCAGGGUGCUGGCAUGUGGUGCUGGGGGCAAGGGGCAGACUGGAGCUUCCACUGCUGCAGGGGAUUCAGACAGGCCAUCUAUGAAGGGCCCUGAUUUCGUGAGAAGGGGCGAUGUGAGGCUGAUGGAAACUACGGGUGGCAGGGAGAAGGGGCUGGACUGGUUGGUAGCUGUGAGGGUCAUCUGAUGCUGGUUGGGAAGGUGAGGUGGUUAUUGAAGGCAAAAGGUACAAUAUUUUCCGUCGACUGGUUGUACGGUUUGUAUAGUUGUACAGGAGGGAAGUGAAUAUGGGUAAAUAAGUCUAGGUGAUCUUAGGGAGUUUCGCAGGGCAUUCGAAGAUGGGAGGCAGUGUCGGCUGGGUAACUAAAAUACUUGACUCUGUUAUUUUGGGAUGUUAGGUUGGUAGUGCCACCGUAAUUGUAAAUAUGCAUUCUAAAUGUUCUGUCGUAUUGA
Messenger RNA from Closterium sp. NIES-67, 4223 nucleotides. The record is from the annotation of a GenBank genome assembly. Lineage: Eukaryota; Viridiplantae; Streptophyta; Zygnematophyceae; Desmidiales; Closteriaceae.